Molecule: messenger RNA, 450 nt
Organism: Solanum lycopersicum (tomato)
Lineage: Eukaryota; Viridiplantae; Streptophyta; Magnoliopsida; Solanales; Solanaceae
Source: RefSeq, a predicted model, not a curated record
AUGGUUGGGGAUGAUAUAGUUCAUGAUGAACCAGUAACAAAUAUCAAUCAAGCUGCCAACAUUGGUCAAGAAAUUGACUACAAUCAUCCAUUGUUCUUAUCUCCAUCAGAUGUUAGUGGAAAUCAGAUCAUUUCAUUUCAGUUAACAGUGAACUCUGUUUCUAAGAGUUUACUAGGUGGCAUUAUGUAUGCAGCCACUGCAAAAGCAGUGUGGCAAUAUGUACAAGAAAGGUUCACCAAGAUAGAUGGUUCAAGAACCUUCAACUUGCAUAAGGAGAUAGCCACUCUAACUCAAGGAGUAAAUUCUGUAACAGUCUAUUUCUCCAAACUUAAGACUUUUUGGAAGGAAAUUGAGGCUUUGGUACCACCACCAGGUUGUAACUGUGAAAAAUCCAAGGAGUUCAUAUUGCACCUACAAAAACUAAAACUGUUCCAUUUUCUGAUGGGCUAA